Molecule: messenger RNA, 870 nt
Organism: Closterium sp. Yama58-4
Lineage: Eukaryota; Viridiplantae; Streptophyta; Zygnematophyceae; Desmidiales; Closteriaceae
Source: the annotation of a GenBank genome assembly
AUGUGCAGGUUGAUGGUGCACGAGAGGACGAGUGCGAGCAUUGCCAAGCUGCAGGACAUUGAUGACGACAUGCCCAAGCUCUGCGACACACUGGUGCAGGAAUUGCGGGAGCUGGAAGGGUAUGACCGGGUGCUACUGUACCGAUUCCACGAGGAUUUGCACGGGGAGGUGGUGGCAGAGGCUAAGUCGGAGGCUCAGGCGUCGCUGCUGGGCCUGCACUACCCUGCGACUGACUGCCCUCAGGUGGUGGCAGAGGCCAAGUCGGAGGCUCAGGCGUCUCUGCUAGGGCUGCACUACCCCGCCACUGACUGCCCCCAGGUGAAGUGCGGUGCAGUGCGGUGCGUGUCUUGCUCCCAUGUGGUGGCAGAGGCCAAGUCGGAGGCUCAGGCGUCGCUGCUGGGGCUGCACUACCCCGCCACUGACUGCCCCCAGGUGAAGCGCAUUGCAGUGCGGUGUGCAGAGGCCAAGUCGGAGGCUCAGGCGUCUCUGCUGGGGCUGCAUUACCCCGCGACUGAUUGCCCCCAGAUCAACCGUACAAUGUUUGUAGAUGUGCGGCUGAGAUUGAUCGCAGACGUCACGGCGCCCGAUGUGCACAUCAUCCAGCACCCCUCGCUCAGCAAGAACAUCAACCUGUCCAGGUCAACACUCAAAGGCGUGGCCAGCUGCCACAAGGAGUACUGCGCCAACAUCGGCAUCGGGGCCUCUCUGGUGAUGGCGGUGGUGGUAACCACGCGCGGCCCGCAGAGCACGAGUGUGCGCAAGCUGUGGGGGUUGGUGGUGUGCCACCACAUGUCGCCGCGCUUCCUGCCGUAUCCACAGCGGUUCGCGUGCGACUUUCUCCUACAGGUGAGCUCUUAUAACUCUAACUAG